AUGGCUUCUGCUCGCUCCCUGAUGCGGCUGGGGACUGGCCGUUCUCUGGCCUCGGCCACGAGGUCGUUCCGAUCCUGCCGUGCCUUCUCGUCGACCCCUCUGCCGUAUGUUGCGAAGGAGGCCACGGCGACAGAUGUCCCCAAUAUGCGCCAGGCUCCGCGUCCUCCCCAGGGACCGCUUCGCGCACCCGUCGUCAACCCGGCCGACAAGUAUCAGGAUAAGGCCGAUAGUCUGCAUCAGUACGGCCAGUAUGUCAUGUCGUGUCUGCCCAAGCACGUGCAGCAAUUUUCCGUGUGGAAGGAUGAAUUGAGUCUCUACAUUCCACCGUCCAGCGUGAUUCCCGUGAUGAGUUUCUUGAAGUACCACACGGCUGCCGAAUUCACCCAAAUCUCCGACAUCACGGCGGUUGACUAUCCCACCCGUGACCAGCGGUUCGAGGUUGUUUACAACCUGCUCAGUGUCCGCUACAACUCCCGGAUCCGCGUGAAGACCUACGCCGACGAAGCCAGCCCCGUGCCCAGUGUCACGGGCCUGUUCGAGGGGGCUUUGUGGUAUGAGCGUGAGGUGUAUGAUAUGUUUGGCGUUUUCUUCACGGGCCACCCGGAUCUGCGCCGUAUCAUGACGGAUUACGGGUUCGACGGUCACCCGUUGCGCAAGGACUUCCCGUUGACUGGAUACACGGAGCUGCGGUACGACGAGGAGAAGAAGCGGAUUGUUAUUGAGCCGCUCGAGCUGACACAGGCGUUCCGGAACUUCGAGGGAGGUACCGCGGCUUGGGAGCCGGUUGGUUUGGGCAAGGACAAGACUCCUGAUUCGUUCAAUCUCCCCACUCCAGAGCCCGAGGAGAAGGCGGAGGAAAAGAAAUAG
Molecule: messenger RNA, 867 nt
Organism: Aspergillus tanneri
Lineage: Eukaryota; Fungi; Ascomycota; Eurotiomycetes; Eurotiales; Aspergillaceae
Gene: NUO31
Product: complex I 30 kDa subunit family protein
Exons: 3
Coding region: 1-867 (288 amino acids)
Molecular function (GO): NADH dehydrogenase (ubiquinone) activity
Source: RefSeq, a predicted model, not a curated record